AUGAAGUCGCUCUUCUUCAUCCUGCCAUUCACCCUUGGAGGAGCUUUUGGUGCUAAAGAUGUACCAAAGAUCGACGAUUACUAUGCCCCCGGUCGAGUAGACAGAUUGUUCUACAAACGUGCUCCCAAGUCCUGGGAUUGCGACGAGUGGCCGCCCGCGCUUGUUCAACAGCUGGCUUUCGACCCAAAUCCCCAGGUCCGUCCACCAAACAGUCUCAGAUGUAUGUCAGAUACCGAGAAUCGGUCCCUUGGUGGCAAACUCGGUCAAUUCAUUAGAUCAAAAAGAGCUGCGAGGGAUGAUUUCUUCCGUAUGGAUCUCACAACCAACAUCGGGACUGCAAACCUGAGCAAAGUUCAGUACUGCCUCAACACAUACAACGAUAAAACAGAGCCUGAUUGCACACAAGACGGCCACCAAUUCGGUAUGGUGCAGAAAGGACUCAAAGGCGGCAAGAUCAGCUCUCUAUACGACAACGUCGGCAACUUUAACCGGUACAAGUUCCUCAGCACCCCGUACAAGGAGGUUUGCCAGUGCUGUGUCAAAUUCAUGCGCGAUGGGAUAACGAUUUUCGGUCUGCCGUCCUAAGCGACUGGAAAAACGAAGACUACUACAUC
Messenger RNA from Dothidotthia symphoricarpi CBS 119687, 614 nucleotides. RefSeq lists its product as uncharacterized. The record is from RefSeq and is a predicted model, not a curated record. NCBI's taxonomy places the organism in Eukaryota, Fungi, Ascomycota, Dothideomycetes, Pleosporales, Dothidotthiaceae. The transcript has 2 exons. The coding region runs from base 1 to 585 and encodes 194 amino acids.